AUGAUACAAGAUCCAAAAACUGCAGCUGCAUCCAGGCUCACUGAGCAAAGCAAAACAUCCUGUGACAGAGAAAACACUAGCUGUGCCCUUCAGUCUGAAGAUGACUCCGGGAAUGAGAACAAGCAGAAGAAUGCACCCCAGAAAAGAAGAAAACGAGCACAGACCACUCCAAGAAGUAGCAAAAGUCAAAACCCUAAAGCCGAUAGGAGCAGUGGAAGUCGAGCAGGCACCAGCCGCGACAAACCAGAGGAUGGGGAGGCGGUGACCCUGUUUGAGGUGAUAAACAUGGGCCGCAACGCCAUGAAGGCUGUGAUAGAUGACUGGAUAGAAGCCUAUGAAAAGGAAAGGGACCCCUCCAUUCUGGAUCUCUUCAAUUUUUUCAUCCAGUGCUGUGGUUGUAAAGGUGUGGUUACUGCAGAAAUGUGUCAUAGCAGAGAUGGCAGUAACGUUAAGAGUAAGAUGAUCGAGAAACAAGAUGAGGCGUUGGGUCUUCAUGUGAAGAGGGUUUUGGCUUUUCCAUGGAUACUGACUGUUACCUGGCCAUUAAAUGGGGAUGUGGAGUAUCCUCUGGUGCAGUCAGGACCGAGCGGGCGCUGGUUCCACUCAGAGCUGUGUGACUUCAUGUCGGUGCUGGUGGCUCAGUUUCAGCACAAUGUGCUGUUUGACAGUUACCUGAUGAACUCACUGCUCGUUCUGCUCUCUGCACUGUCUGCGUCCUCUGUGAGGGCUUUUAGACACACUUGCACACUGGCAGCCGUGAAGCUGCUGAGCUCGCUGGUGCGCGUCGCUCUGACCCUGAGUGUUGGUAUUGAGAACAGCCGGAAGAUGUGUGCUGUACAAAAGUCUAAAACGAGACAGAAAAACUCUCCACAAAUAAAAGGCCUUCAAAAGAAGAUCCUUGAGCUUGAAGAAAAAAGAUCAGAGGUGGAGAGUAUGAUGACAGUCAUCUUUAGAGAAGUAUUUAUCAAGCGAUAUUGUGACGCGCUUCCAGAGAUCCGUUCCAUUUGCAUGGAGGAGUUGGGGGCAUGGAUGAAGAACUACCACACUCUCUUUCUCAAUGAUGGUUACCUCAAGUACAUGGGCUGGAUGAUGCACGACAAGAGUUCAGAAGUACGGCUCAAGUGCGUGUUGGGUUUGCAGGAGAUAUACGGGGAUCCUAUGCUCUUUCCAAAGCUCCGUCUUUUCACUGUCCGCUUUAAGGAUCGGUUCAUCUCCAUGACCUUGGAUAAGGACAAUGAGGUGGCGCUACAGAGUAUGAAAUUACUGGUUAUCAUCUCCAAUAAAUCAAAGGGUGUGCUGAGUCCGAGUGAAUAUACACAGCUGUUCCUGUUUGUUUACUCCUCACAGCGCCCCCUAGCUCUUGUUGCAGGGGAACUUCUAUUUUUAAGGCUCUUGAACACUUCAUCAGACCUUCAGGAUGGGACCAAUGAGGAGGAAGACCACAGACAACAAGUAGUUAUUCAAUUAAAAGCUCUACUUGACUUUUACCAGGAGUCUAAGCUGCACCAGCAUGUUGUCUACCUCGUGGACAGUCUUUGGGACUGUUGUAGUGCUCUGUUGAAGGACUGGCCCACCAUCACUUCUAUACUACUGCAAGACCUGCCCUCAUGUUCAGGGCUCAAAGAUACAGAGGUAACUGUCGUGGUAGAGAUCCUGGUGGCGUCAGUGCGUCAGGCUGCAGAGGGUCCAGGACUAGUGGGAAGGAGUGGAGGCAGGAGGGUGGCCAGUGUCAAGGAAAAGAAGACCCAAGUGGAAGACGGUACCAAACUCACUGAAUAUUUUCUUGAAGUGCUUCCCAAGUUAAUCAAAAAGUUUUUACAGCGUGAAGAUGUUGUUGCGUUGCUCAUGAAGAUUCCUCAGUUUUUCCUCCCUGACUAUCCGUUAGCUGAAAAAGAUCAGUUGUUGUCAGAGCUGCUGUUGGCGAUGAGAGCUGCUUCAGAGCUCCACUGUGCCGCUGACAUCCUGGAGGGUGCAGCUCGCUCUUACCUCAGUCUGUGUGAGGACGAGACAUCCUGGUGUUCUAUUGCCCAAACUGCCAGAGAUGCCAUGCUCCAAACGUGGGUGAACCAACUAAGGUUACUUAUAGAAGAUUCAGUAAAGGAGGGUACUUUUUCAUCAGAUGUUGAAAAAACUGAAGAAAUCCUAGUUACUAUUAAACGAGUCAGAUUUUUCUUCAACUGUCAUGACAUGUCCAAGUGGAGUCUGUUUGAGCAUCUGUUCCCUCUCAUGUCUGUCCACCAGUCUGGACUGCCGUCUCAGGUGCUUUGGGAAGUCUUGCAGUGUCUAUGUUAUGCCAUGCUCUGGUCACUCAAUGCAAGCAGUGAGACUCUAACUUCCAAGGAAAAAGCCUUGGCCCAGAGACUGCAUCUGCGCCAGUUUUGUGAAGGUAGUGUGCAAUGCCUCUGCCACAGUGAUGACAAAGUGCGGCAGCAAGCGUUUCUGGGUAUCUGUGAUGUCUUAACGGCUCACUCAUACCAGACAAACAUUUGGGAUCCAACUUGCUGUGGUCCUUUACUCUACACUCCCAGCCCCAAACUGCAGAGGGUGCUGUUGACCUUUCUCUGCAGCCACAUAUUUGUUAAGCCAGAGACUCACAGGCAAAGAACAGACGCUGACGACUCUGAAGUGGAGAAGCUUGAAGACCUUCAUAAACGGAGAAACCUGCUGGCAGCUUUCUGCAAACUCAUAGUGCAUGGGGUUCUGGAGAUGAGUCUGGCUGCAGAGGUCUUUAUGUGCUAUGUCAAGUAUUAUAACGACUUUGGGGACAUCAUCAAGGAGACUUUGUGCAGGACACGCCAGACGGACAAAAUGGCGAGCACUCAAACCCUGGUCCUGUCCCUGCAUCAGCUGUUUUUGCGUUUAAAGUAUGAGCAGGAGAGUGGAGGCCAGCCACAUCCUGGGGUCCAAACUUUCACCAGUAUCAAAGAGCUGGCUCGCCGUUUUGCCAUGACCUUUGGAGAUCUCGUGAAGUUUCGUGAAUGUGUCGUCAUGAUCCACAGGAGUGGCAUAGACUUUGUGUUUCAAGGGUUUAAGCAGACGCCAGAUUCACAGACACCAGUGCACCUGUCCUACCUGACCAUCCUGAGUGAAUUCUCAAGUAAACUGCUGAAGCCGGACAAAAAGAUCAUGUUGAGUUACCUGCAGAAGCACACAGUGGAGCACAUUACUAACCUCAGGGAGGAGUGCUGGCAGCCACUGGGACAGUACCGUAUGUCUUUAUUGGCAGCGGCAGAAGCCGAGGAAGUCUUGUCCCAUACUAGCUCUGAUAAGAAACCACGCCCAAGUUGUACUAGAUCUAAACUGGAAGGAAAAAAGUCUUCAUGUGCGGCCACUCCAACUGACAUGACAGAAAUCACUGGUCACACAUCUCAGAGACCCAGAUUUAGUCCAAGUACUCCUGUUGCCAACAUGGAUCCGUUCUUUGUCUCCGUGGCUCCAGCGGUGAGACGACUGCACUUUGACACUCCGGUGCUUAGCACCAACCAGGACGCCCAAGAGGAGACCGUGGACGUGGAACUUUAA
Molecule: messenger RNA, 3522 nt
Organism: Knipowitschia caucasica
Lineage: Eukaryota; Metazoa; Chordata; Actinopteri; Gobiiformes; Gobiidae
Source: the annotation of a GenBank genome assembly